GCUCGACAUCGUCAUUUCAGUUACUCCCACUUAAAACUUCUACCUGCGACCUCCGUAUACCUAGGUAUUCUAUAGGUCUAGGAUGACAAGGGGGUAUCUAAAUUUAUGUUGUAUUUUUCAGCUCUUCAAGUUGCUAUGGCUCUCCAGUGUGCCUUACUCAAUAUGGUCAAGCAUCUCCAAAGAUUUCUUGACCGCCCAAGGCAACCAUUUUCCAAAGGAAUGGGACAUAAUCGUCACAGGCAUAAAAACAAACAUGACUAAGCGAUUGUGCCCACGCGUUCCAGGCAUUGCGCCCCCGUACCAUCGCUAAAUAGAGUGCUGAUUCUCCAAGCUCCGCCCAGUAAACCCAGGGUCGAACAUCGAACGUCCUUGUACCAGUAGCUAACCCUAGCAAGCGACGUAAUCCUUUCGUU
Molecule: messenger RNA, 413 nt
Organism: Hypoxylon trugodes
Lineage: Eukaryota; Fungi; Ascomycota; Sordariomycetes; Xylariales; Hypoxylaceae
Exons: 1
Coding region: 83-310 (75 amino acids)
Source: RefSeq, a predicted model, not a curated record